Messenger RNA from Carassius auratus (goldfish), 4297 nucleotides. RefSeq names its product retinoic acid receptor alpha-B. Lineage: Eukaryota; Metazoa; Chordata; Actinopteri; Cypriniformes; Cyprinidae. Gene Ontology annotation, biological process: regulation of transcription by RNA polymerase II; cellular response to corticotropin-releasing hormone stimulus; retinoic acid receptor signaling pathway. Gene Ontology annotation, molecular function: nuclear receptor activity; nuclear glucocorticoid receptor binding; RNA polymerase II cis-regulatory region sequence-specific DNA binding. Gene Ontology annotation, cellular component: transcription regulator complex; nucleus. The record is from RefSeq and is a predicted model, not a curated record. Bases 807 to 2156 code for a protein of 449 amino acids. The transcript is spliced from 10 exons.
CCGCGCGCGCAAGGGGAGAAUGGGAGGAGACGGCGGCGUAUGCUGACCGGUGUUCGGUUUCACCAGCUCACACGUGACCGCAAUGGCUGCUUGUCUGCUCUGUGCAGUGCAUCAUUCCUCCGCUGCACAGCGAAUGUAGGCUACAUCAGUUUUCUCGCUUCGUUGAACUGUUGGUGCAGACAUUUAGCACCCGCCGAGGCGAAACUCCUCUCCGCGUUGCAUCGACCAUCUCACCGGCUGAGAACAACCCCAUUCGGGAGAGAAAUUAAAGCGUCUCGGGCUUCAACUUCCACCAACCAACACGGCGGUAGGAGGAGUCAACAGGUGUUUCUCUCUGGUGUGCUGCUGUUCCUUUGGCUGUCUGAAGAGAUCCAAGACGGAGCAAUCCAGCAGCAGGUUACCGUGUCGGACUGACCCGCUCGGACAGGUUUGACCCUUCCGGAGCACUGCUUCUCAUUUCCUCUUGCGUCACGUCGCCUGAGAGCAGGCCCUUGUGUAGAGUAACUAGAAUAUACUGCCUCAGCAAGAGAACUGUGGGAUUGAAUCCAGAGAGUUACAUAACACCAAAACAAAGAGUGCUACACCUGUGAGCCAUACACUGUGAUCGAAUGGAGUCUUAACCACUCAUAUGCACCCUGGAUCACCAAUCUGUCUCAAGCCACAGUAGCAAGUGCCCGCGCGGACAACCGCAGACAAAGCUCUCCUAGUUGGAUUACCAAAAGUAGCUCAUGAUGGGAAAGUAGACAUCCGGCAUCACGGAUAGCCUUCACAGAGGUCUGGGACUCAGUGCUGUAUCUGAGCGUGCCAUGUCUGGAAACGGCAACCCCGGAGGUCUGGGCAACCAUUUAGGGGGCUUCCCGAUGUCGCACUACCCUUACUUCUUUCCUCAUAUGCUAGGAGGGCUCUCCCCUCCUACGCUUCCAGGACUUCCUGUCAGUGGAUACAGCACUCCGUCUCCUGCAACUGUGGAGACCCAGAGCACAAGCUCAGAGGAGAUCGUUCCCAGCCCACCUUCUCCACCUCCUCCACCACGGGUCUACAAGCCCUGUUUCGUCUGCCAGGACAAGUCCUCGGGCUACCAUUAUGGAGUUAGUGCUUGUGAAGGGUGCAAGGGCUUUUUCCGAAGGAGCAUUCAGAAGAACAUGCUGUACACCUGCCACAGAGAGAAGAGCUGUAUCAUCAACAAGGUCACCCGAAACCGCUGCCAGUACUGCCGGCUGCAGAAGUGCCUGGAAGUGGGCAUGUCUAAAGAAUCUGUUCGGAACGACCGGAACAAGAGGAAGAAGGAAGAGAAGAAGCAGGAGUGUUCGGAGAGUUACGUGUUAAGUCCUGAUACGGUGCAGAUGAUCGAGCGGGUCAGGAAGGCCCAUCAGGAAACCUUCCCCUCUCUGUGCCAGCUGGGCAAAUACACCACCAACAACAGUGCAGACCACAGGGUCGCUCUGGAUGUGGACCUGUGGGACAAGUUCAGUGAACUCUCCACCAAAUGCAUUAUUAAGACGGUGGAGUUCGCCAAGCAGCUGCCGGGCUUCACCACACUCACUAUCGCGGAUCAGAUCACCCUGUUAAAGGCCGCCUGUCUCGACAUCCUGAUUCUGCGAAUAUGUACACGCUACACACCGGAUCAGGACACCAUGACGUUUUCAGACGGUCUGACACUGAACCGCACGCAGAUGCACAACGCCGGCUUCGGUCCACUGACGGAUCUGGUUUUCGCUUUCGCCAACCAGCUCCUGCCUCUGGAGAUGGAUGAUGCAGAGACGGGGCUCCUCAGCGCCAUCUGUCUGCUGUGUGGAGACCGGCAGGAUCUGGAGCAGUCGGAUAAGGUGGAUGUGCUUCAGGAGCCACUGCUGGAGGCCCUGAAGAUCUACGUGAGAAAGAGGAGGCCUCAUAAACCACACAUGUUCCCCAAGAUGCUGAUGAAGAUCACAGACCUGAGGAGCAUCAGCGCUAAAGGAGCCGAGCGAGUAAUAACUCUGAAAAUGGAGAUUCCCGGCUCCAUGCCUCCACUCAUUCAGGAGAUGCUGGAGAAUUCGGAGGGUCUGGAGGGCGGCGGGGCGAGAGGAGGAGGAGGAAAAGGAGCGCCACCAGGAAGCUGCAGCCCCAGUUUGUCUCCGAGCUCAACACACAGCAGCCCCUCAGCUCACUCCCCCUGAGUCUCACCUCCAGACAGGGCUCCGUACGGAACAAACUGGUUCCAAACCAGAAAUAAGCCACAGCCGACCCGCGCCAGAAACCAGAAUUCCGGUAGACUUUGAUCCGGGAUUACCGGACCCGAACAGUUAAUCUGGCCGGCUUUCAUUAGCUGAAGACCAAUUGAGCUCCACACAGGCCGAGCCUGCUCAAAACUCACACCGUCAAUAAAAGCAGCAGUGAUUCAGUGACUAGCAGAGUCCUGCAGCUGUCCACAUGGCUGUGAUCUGUGGAGACGUCCUGUGUGUGCAGAAGCGGCUCUUUUCUGUGUCUUCCCAGCUCCGCUCCCAUCACACAAACUGUGAAGGCCCAGAUGAAGCUCUCUUCCUCUUGAGCCUGCGACUUUAUUUUAUAAAUUUUAAUCUCUUAAGAGCAAGCUAAAGGACAUUAGGACGUCAAAUGUCCGCAAGUCAGGGACAUUUUGAACUUUCCAGCCGUUUUGGUUCGGUUUCUUUUGUUUUCUUACAAAAAGAUAUAUGAAUAUAUGAAAUCUAUAUUGACAGAAAAAUGAGAUUUGAAUCUUGUGUCUUAGGUGGAAUGCAGAACAGUUCUUAUCUUCUCUCUCUCACUUUUCUCUCGAGGGUUAAACACGUCUAAUGUCGACCUACUGUCAUACACAAGGGAACUGAAAAUCACACUAGCACUGAAAAUCAUCCGAUGGGGUUAAAACGCAAUUUUGUUCAUGAUUUCGAGACUUAUUCACAAUGAUCAACAUUGGCAGUUGUGGCAAAGAAAUGAAGGAUCUCAUGUCAACAGCUUGUGAUUAUGACGAUGUGUAUGAGAUCUCAGAGUGGGAAAUGCCUUUGUGUAGCUUUUUAAUAUUGUUUCUUAAUUUACUCUUAAUUUUUGUAAUUGUCAGCUGUCGAAAGACAGAGACGACCUCUACACAGUAUUAGCAGAUUAUAAAAUAAAAAAAGAGAUUUCCAAACAUAAUGACUCACAAAGAAUACAAAGUGUAUUUUUAGUGCUCGAAGAAAAACGUGCCAUUUCAAAAGUAUUGAGAAUGUUGUAACAGAACGUCAUGCCUUUUUUUCUUUUUUUUUACACCUCAGUUUGUGGUAGAUUUGUUUCUAAUCAUCUGUCACGUGUCUCUUCUGUACCUUACACAACAUCACUGCCUCUGCUCUCCUGCAACAAUCAUUGAACAGUUGUGAACAACAACACUGCCUCUGUGUGACAAUCACUUUAAGUAAAGCUCACAAACAACUCUGCCUCUGUAACACACACUGAUCCGCGUCAGACCUCUGGGUUUAUGACACCACUAGCCUUGUUUUUUUAGGUCUAAAAGCAUCAAAUAAGUACUGAUUUCACAAUUAGAGUUUCCUAGAAAUGCUUUAUUAAGAGCAAGAUCUUGCAUUGACGUUUCUGAUAAUGUAGCAUUCUUUUGUUUUAAAUGAAAUUAGUCUUAUCUGAACCACCAGAGACAUUUUGUCUUUAUUUACUCAUUUUAUUCCAAAUCAUAGUGUGUAUGUGUGUGUAUGUUCGUUCGUUCUGCAAAAGAUAUACAGGUUUUUAUUUUUUUUUUUUAGUUUUUUUUUUUUUUUUUUGACAGAAGUGUCCCUUUUAAACAAAACAAUAGCUUGAUAAAUUAAUAGGUUUAGGAGGCACCAUACAACCCAGUUCUGCUGGAUCAGUGUCAGCAUAUCAUGAUUUGUACCAGUUUACAACAGCUCUGCCUCUGCAUCACAUCUGCUGAACCUGGUGUCAUGAAAGUUUGAACAGUGCGGUGGGUCGAAAUGACUUCCUCUUUAACAUGUUUCUCUGAGGGUGGAGUGUGAAUUGCUUCACUGCAACUAUGCACACAACAUGCACAGAGCUACAGUCUAUUCCCUUCUGUCUACCUGUUUGAAAAAAAAAAUCACAAGACUCUUCCACUGUCCGUUUCAUUUGAUUCUGCAUUUGAAGGUUCACUGCUUUUGAGACGUACUGCAUCACAGACCUCGACGGGCCUCUUCUCUCACUCGAAGUAUGACAAACAGAGAUCUACACGAUGUACAGCACAAACCCUGUACUGCUUUAACAGUUGUUAUACAGUCAACCGCACAAAAUGUUUCUGUUGUGUCAGGUGAUCAUAAUAAAGACUUCUGUUUUGUGUGUUUUUGAA